Messenger RNA from Xyrauchen texanus (razorback sucker), 14118 nucleotides. It is a transcript of the gene myo15ab, whose product is annotated as myosin XVAb. NCBI's taxonomy places the organism in Eukaryota, Metazoa, Chordata, Actinopteri, Cypriniformes, Catostomidae. The record is from RefSeq and is a predicted model, not a curated record. The transcript is spliced from 68 exons. Gene Ontology annotation, cellular component: myosin complex; cytoskeleton. Gene Ontology annotation, molecular function: protein binding; ATP binding; cytoskeletal motor activity.
AUGCCAGCCAAAAAAGGUGAUUCAAAAUCUGCAAAGAAAGGAGGAAAAACAGAGCCAGAAAAGAGCAAACCAAAGGAAGACGAAAAGAAAGGGAAAGAUGACAAGAAGGCCAAGAAAGAUGACAAAAAAGGUGAAAAAGAUGACAAGAAGGGAGGAAAGGAUGAUAAGAAGAAAGGAAAAGAAGAACCACCCAAGGGUAAAGGAAAAGAUGAUGGAAAGAAAGGAAAGGGAAAGAAAGAGGUUAUUGAAUCUGAGGGUUCAGAUGCUGAGUUGAUGGAAGAUUUAAGUGAUGAGGAGGAUGAGGAUGAAGAAUCUGAUGGAGGCAAGAAAGGGCGUGGAAAAGAUGCUAAAGGUAAAACUGCAAAGGGAAAGGCUAAAUCUAGACAGGCUGAGUCUGAUGAAGAUGAGGAUGAUGAUGAAGAUGAGGAAGAAGAUGAGGAAGAGGACAGUGAAGAGGAGGAUAGGAAAAUGAAGAAGAAAUCAAAAGAUCCUCACAAAUCAAAGUCUAAACCUGAGGAACAUGGAAAGAAGAAAGCAAAAAAGAAGGAAGAGCUGCCACCUGAACCUCCACCUGAGGAGAAAAAGAAAAGAGGACUGAAAAACACUUCAAAACUGUUUAUGCGGUUCUCUGGAUUUAAGAGAAAGAAGAAUUCAAAGAAGCGACUAAAGAGCACUUCCAGGCUGUUCCUUGGACUUGGGAAAAGGAAGAGUCGUUUAGUUAGGAAAAAAAGGAGGAAAUCUCUUUUGAGAAAUGCCCCGAGGUUCAUGAUGCGCUUCAAAAACAGCAAGAAGAACAAAAAAGAGAAGGAAAAAAAUACUGAGUCAGGAUCAAAGCCAUCCUAUAUGCUUAUUAGAUUAGGUGGCAAUUCUAAAGCAACAGAGAAGAAACCAGGAUUUUUUAAAGGGCUCUUUGGGAAAAAGAAUGCAGGGGAUGGAUUUAAAUCCAGGAGCCUAUUAUUAGGUAAGAUUGCUGGGGCAACAAACUGGCUCACCAAGAGGUUUCUCUCCGUUAAGGGGCGCCAGAGUGCAAAUGGAAUGGACCAUGAUGCUUGGAGUCGGAGAAGCAACAAAAAAUAUGCAUUUCCUGCUGGUGGUCACCAAGCUAGCAUCCGAGCACCUCCAGGGUAUCACAAUUAUGGAUAUGAACAUGAAACUGGGGGAUAUCAUUAUAAUAAUCAGAUCGAAAUGGAGAGGGGUACAUUCCACAGGGAGUCAAUUCAGAGACACUCAAACAGGUAUGGUGAACCAUAUGCCAACAUGCAAGGACACUCUUCAUUUCCACAGCCAUACACUCAGUAUGAUGAACCAAAUAACUAUUAUGACACGGCAUCUCAUGAUCAAGGCUAUCAUGACUUUGAGGAUAGAUACUAUGAUGCACACACUGCAAUGCAGAAUGGGGUUGAAUAUUAUGAACAUGGUAUGGACUACAAUGACCCGUAUGCUGCUCAGGACGAGAUAGGCAAUUAUACAGAGGAAAUUGGCAACUAUAGUCAACAGUAUCCAAUGGAUCCUUAUGUCAAUAAUGGCAUGGAGUACUAUGAUGAUAGUCAGUAUUUAAUAGGGGAUAGCUAUGAUCUUUAUGGGAAUGAAGUGGAUAUUUAUUCCCAGGGGAAUGGAAUGGAUAUGUAUUCUCAGGGAAAUGGUAUGGAUAUGUAUUCCCAGGAGAAUGGAAUGGAUUUGUAUUCCCAGGCUCAGUUUGGAUAUUCUGAUGACCUUCAGGGCUUUUAUGGUGACCCAUAUGGAGAGGAUAUAGCAGAUGAUCCAAAUAUGGGUAUAUAUGGUGAUUAUGGGGAUCCUUAUUUUCAGGACUAUCUGGUUAAUUACAGUGAAUCAGACGUUGAUCCAUAUCUGCAGUCUUCCUACAAUAUGUAUCAGCCAUAUGGAUAUCCAAUCCAAGAUAUAAUGGAAGGUGUAGAAGCUUAUGGAAUGUAUGGUGAAACAUAUAGAGAUUUCCCUGCAGAGCCAUUGCCCCUUCAAGGAGACAUGGAGUUCAGAGUCCCAAGACCCCAGGUUAAGCUUUUUGGUAAGGAAAGGAUUGAUGUUGAGCCUCCUCCAUUGCCUCCACAAUACGAUUUUGAGGGAAUGUCAGACAUACAGUAUGAAAAUUAUCCAUAUAUACAUGGAGCCUCCAUGGAUGCUUUUUCACCAGCAAUUUAUCCUCAAGAAAUGCUUUAUCCCACAAUGCCUCAAGUUCCCACACCAACAGCCAUGCUGAUUAAGCAAGCAAAUAAUCCUCAGAGAUUUGUCAGCCAACAUAUGCCACAUAUGGCUCAAACUGGUGCAUUUCCACCAUCUCCCACACCAAGCAGAAGGUCUAUAUCAGGGAUGACCUCUCCUCUGCAUAAGCCUUUGUCAUCCAUGGCACCAAUGGCAAGUUUUGGAGAGCCGAUAAUGGAAGUUAGACGUUCCCCUGUGCCUAUGCGCAGGCCAAGCCCUCAUGUCUCUCCCCAACUCUCCAUGCAUCCUGUUGGUACUCUUCCUUUAAGAAGAAGCCCAUCCCCACAGCCCUCUGUGCGUGGCAUUGGAGGCAUGGAAGCACCUCCAUCCUCCAGAAUAAACAGAGGGAUGUCCCCUCUAAUUGGUCAUGUUCAACAUCCUCGCUCUCCAAUUGGAAGCAAAAUGAGUCAACCUGUUUCUCCAGCACUUUCUAGACGUUUGAAACCUCAGGAUCCAUACAGAGAGGCUCCACCUGCUUCUCCAACAGUCCAUAGACGUUUACAACCUCAAGCAUCCUUUAGAGAGGCACUACCAUCUCCCCUGCCUAUGGCUGGCCGUAUGCCCUCACGAGCGCCGUCUCUCCGCACCAGCCCAUCAGCUUCGCCUCGUGCAUCUAUUCGGAGGAGAAGCCCACAACAGUCACCCCGUGCCUCAGUUAGGAGACCCAGUCCACCCACCUCCCCUUCACAAGUUCAUCGUCCAUUUGGUGCCAAGAAGUUUCAAGCCUCUCCACCUCCUCCUAGGCGCAGGAGUCCUCCAUCCUCCCCUCAGAUUGGUAUGCAUCCAAUGGCCAGUGUGCAGCAGAGGGAUCUCCAUAGAGCACAGUCCCCAUUAAUGGGUCAUAGAGCAUCACCUACUCCUUCCAGAAGUUUUAUUGUGGAGCCCCAGCAACCACCAGUGGAAUGUAGAUCCCCCUCUCCCAGCCUUUCCCGCAGGUCUACUCGCCUCAUGAAGGAUUCUCCACCUUUUGGAUCACCUGGAGGUCGACUGCGAGGAAGAGGCCGUCCAAACAUCCCAAUGGGAGCUGUGAAACCAUAUCCUGGCCGAGGGGGACAUUCAGGAGCUCCAACACAAAAUGUACGCCCAUUUAGACCUUCCAUACGUAGUAACAGGUCCAUGAUACAUCAGGACUUCACAGCUUCACCACAGCUCUCAGGUCAACACACUGGGAUGGGCAUAAAGGAACAAAGUCGUUUCAACCCCCCAGGAACACCUGGUCCAAUGAGAAACCCACAGAGACCUAUUGGUCGUGGCCGUCCACUCAUGGCCCGACAGUCGCUUAGGCGUGCACCUGACAUGAUGCCCCCUUCACCACAGCCUUCUCAAAAAUACAUGCCCCCUCCAUCGCCUCAACCUUCCAUUAGGAAUUUCUCCAGACCAGCAUCUCCUCAUCCAUCUAUGAAACAUAGCUCCCCAUUACCAAUGCGUCCCACUUCCCCUAGGCCUCCACGUACUUAUGCAUUUGCUGGUCCAUUGCAAAACCCUCAGAUGCAUGAUGUUUCAUUUUUAUCUCCUUUGCCAAUUGGUGCAGAGCCAAUACCUGUAGAAUUUGACCAGGUUAGUGGUAUCCCUCACUCACCAAUGCUUACUAGAGCCCUCCAAAACCAAAGUGUGCGUAAUGCCUCCUAUGCUUCACCUUUGCAACAGCCCAUGUCACCUUAUGCCCCUGAGAUCAUUAAGGAUCCAGAGGUUCCAGUAUCAUCACAAUACAAUCCUGAGAUGGUUGUAUUGGAUCAACAUAAUGAAGAGAUAGCAUCUCCACUACUGUCAAAUGCCUUACAUAAUUCUCAUCUCCGAGAAGCCUCUUAUACAUCACCCUUCCAAAGACCAAGCUCACCUUAUGCUCCUGAAAGGGCGCAGUUUGCUGAAAUCCCUGAACAGCCACCCUUUUCUUCCCCAUAUGUUCCUGAAAUGGAAGCUUUUGAACAAAUUCCAGGUCAGCCAGCUUCACCUUUGCUGUCUUAUGCUAUUCACAAUCCACAACUUCGCAAUGCUGCAUAUAAGUCAACCCUUCAGAGGCCACAUUCACCCUAUAAUGAGGUGGUGGCAGGCUACGAUUACAUUGAAGAGACAGGUCCUGGCCCUCUUCUUUCAAAUGCUAUUCAAAAUCCAAAUGUCCGCAAUGCUUCUUACCAAACUAAUUUACAUCGCAGAGGAUCUCGCAUUCCCCAUGGGUAUGGUCCAAGGGGAUCUCCAGCUCUGUCAACAGCUUUGCAGAACCAAAAUAUUCGUAAAGCAUCAUACAGAGCACCUCUUCAGGGAAUGGUCUCCCCCUAUGCACCUAUGCCAGGUUAUGGGCAGGAACCUAGGAAGUCUCCAAUUCUGUCUGAUGCAUUGCACAACCCACAACUCCAUGGUGCCACUUACCAACUGCCUGAUGGGACAUUGUUAUAUGGUAAUCAGGUACUAAAUGCAAGUUCUUCCCCAUUGCUCGCUGAUGCUAUUGGAAAUUCACAGCUCCAGAGUGGUUCAUAUAGACUUCCUGCUGGGUCUAUAAUGGACCCACGAAGGCAACAGUCUUUGUCACCAAACCUCCCAAAUGCUUUGCAGAACCGAAACAUAAGAAAUGCCUCUUAUAGACUUCCAGAUGGAACACUAAUGUACCCAGACUCUCAUUUACAACAACCUUCUUCCCCAAACCUGUCCAAUGCCUUACAAAAUAAAAAUCUAAGGAAUGCAACCUAUAGACUUCCAGAUGGAACUAUUAUCACUGCAGGUCAACGGCAAACCUCACCAAACCUGUCACGUGCCCUUCAGAAUGAUAACAUUAGAAAGGCAUCAUAUAGACUGCCAGAUGGAACAAUAAUAAUGACUGAUCAGCAAAUGGAUCCAACCUCACCAAAUCUGGCCAGUGCACUUCAAAACAAAAACAUUCGAAAUUCAGCUUACAGAUUGCCGGAUGGCACAUUAAUAAUGGCAGACUAUGGGCAGGCCAAACCUACCUCCCCAAGUUUAGCAAAUGCACUUCAGAACCAACAAAUGAGAAAUGCUAGUUAUUCUUUACCUGAUGGCUCAAUUAUAACUGGACCAGGUUAUGAAGAAGUUAAGUCUCCUAAUUUGGCAAGUGCACUUCAGAAUCAGGGCAUUCGCAAUGCAACAUACAGGUUGCCUGAUGGCUCUUUAAUAAGUGCUGAUGCAAGUCACAAACCUACAUCCCCAUCUCUGUUCUCUGCCCUGAGAAACGAGGAUAUGAAAAAUGUCUCAUACAGGCUUCCAGAUGGAUCAGUUAUUGCCCAGGCACUAUACCAGCCAAGUAGCCCAAACAUUGGAAAUGCAUUGCAGAAUGAAAACAUUCGCAGGGCCACUUACCAGUUACCAGAUGGAUCUGUUAUCUCAGCAGAUCCACGAAGGCAUAGAACCAAUCCAAAUCUUUCACAUGCACUUCUAAAUCAAAACCUCCGCAAGGCCACAUACCGAUUACCUGAUGGCUCACUCCUUACUCAAGGAUUUGCUGUCACCAACACACCAUAUUUAAUGGAUGCUCUUAAGAAUCCUAACCUUAAGAAAGCCUCUUACCAGCUACCAUCAGGGCUCUCCACAUAUAUGACAUCCUCUGGGCAGGUGAUUAUUGGGCCAGAUGGCAAAUAUGUCAUGAUUUCACCUCAACGAAAAGGUCCAGGGGGGCCAGAAGAGCAUUGGGCUCAGAAUGCCAGAGAGGGGCAAACCGCAGAGGAUGUAUGGGCCUCAGAAAGGGUCUUGCCUCAUGAUACAGUACAGAAUCUCUUCAAAUGGUCUAUGUACCGUGAUGAGAAAAUGAUGGAAUUCCUUUCCCCCCCACCCAUUGGUCUUAGGCCAGGGGAGACAGAGCUACAGUGGGUACCAGAUCGGGAAGGGGAGCCAAAAGGCCAGUGGUAUGACAAGAUGUAUUCUAUAAGGAGCCUACCUACUGUGAGAUACAGGGAGAAAAGGGAAGGGGAUGGAACUGAGGACAUGACACAAAUGGAAGAGCUAACUGAGGCAGCAGUAUUGAUAAACCUGAAGAUUCGCUUUGACCAACAGCUAAUCUAUACAUACAUUGGCAGUAUACUGGUAUCAGUGAAUCCAUACAAGCUAUUUAACAUCUAUGGAACAGACAUGGUUCUGCAGUAUGAGGGCCAUGGCUUGGGAGACAACCCACCUCAUCUAUUUGCCAUUGCAAACAUUGCCUACACAACAAUGAUGGACAUCAAGAGAAACCAGUGCAUCAUUAUCAGUGGGGAAAGUGGUUCUGGUAAAACGGAGGCAACCAAACUGGUUCUGAGAUACCUUACUUCUAUUCAGCAUAAGAGGAACAUUACACAGCAGAUUGAGAUUCUAGAGGCAACUCCUCUGUUAGAGUCUUUUGGUAAUGCUAAGACGGUCCGAAAUGACAAUUCCAGCCGCUUUGGAAAGUUUGUGGAGGUCUUUUUGGAGGAAGGGGUGAUCAGUGGUGCCAUUACCUCACAGUAUCUACUGGAGAAGUCCAGGAUUGUUUUUCAGGCCAAAGAAGAGAGAAACUACCACAUUUUUUAUGAGAUGCUGGCUGGACUUCCUUCUCACAUGAAACAUACUUUCUACCUACAACAGGCUGAAACCUACUACUACCUGAACCAGGGUGGUAACUGUGAGAUCAUAGGGAAGGAUGAUGGGGAGGAUUUUAGAAGGCUACAGAGUGCCAUGGAUAUUCUUCACUUCAGUCCUGAAGACCAAAGCAGCAUAUUCAGAGUGUUGUCAUCCAUACUACACCUGGGCAAUGUUUUUUUCCAUAGAGUGGAGACAGAAGUACAAGAGACAGCUGGCGUAGUCAGCACUCAGGAGAUUCGUGCAGUUGCUGAUCUACUUCAGAUUUCUCCAGAGGGUCUACAGAAAGCCAUCACCUUUAAAAUGACGGAUGCAAUGAGAGAAAAGAUUCAUACUCCCCUCACUGUAGAAAGUGCUGUGGAUGCCAGAGAUGCAGUUGCCAAGAUUCUUUAUUCUUUGCUCUUUCAUUGGCUGACGGAACGCAUCAAUGGGCGGAUAUACCCCAGGAAUGAGGCUCUGUCCAUAUCUUUACUGGAUAUAUACGGGUUUGAGAAUUUGACGUUCAACAGUUUUGAGCAGCUCUGUAUCAAUUAUGCCAAUGAAACCCUUCAGUUCUUCUUCACCAAAAUCAUUUUCAAACUGGAGCAGGAGGAGUACAUUCGUGAGCAAAUCAGCUGGAAAGAAUUGGUCUUCACUGACAACCAGGCAUGCAUAGACCUUAUAUCUGCAAAACCCCAUGGGAUACUCCGCAUUCUUGAUGACCAGAGCUCCUUUCCACAGGCCACUGACCACACCUUCCUUCAAAAGUGCCACUAUCACCAUGGAAACAGCCCCCUCUACUCCAGGCCAAAAAUGCCACUGCCAGAGUUUACUGUGAAUCACUAUGCUGGCCGUGUGACUUACCAGGUCCAUAAAUUCCUGGAUAAGAACUAUGAUCAGGUUCGACAGGAAGUAUUGGAUUUAUUUAUGCAGAGCCAGAACCGAAUGGUGUCAAAUCUCUUCAUAAAGCAUGCUGAGAUGCUGAAUCAGCAAAAGGGAGCAAUUAACAGGAACAGCACAGUGACUCGGAGAUAUCAGCCUUCCACUGUGGCUGCCAAGUUUCAGCAAUCAUUACAGGAGCUCCUGGACAAGAUGGAGAGGUGCAACCCAUUUUUUGUGCGCUGCAUAAAGCCAAAUAGUAACAAGGAACCUAGUAUAUUCGACCCUGAAUUGGUUGCUACUCAGCUCAGAUAUUCAGGAAUCAUGGACACAAUCCGUAUCAGGAAGGAGGGCUAUCCAAUUAGAGUGCCGUUCCAUAAAUUCUUAAAUAGGUACAAAGCCCUACUAGGAAUGAAGAAGCCACCGCCUCCUGAUGGAGAUAACUGUGUGAUUAUGCUUAUGAAACUCUGCCCAAUUCAAAAAGGAGAUUAUCAAGUGGGUGUGUCAAAGCUCUUCCUAAAGGAGGAGGUGUAUCAGUUAUUGGAGAGUAAACGUGAUCGAAUGAUUCAUGUAGCUGCACUGACCCUUCAGCGCUACGUGCAGAUGUAUUUUGUCCGCAAGAAAUUCCUUAAAUUCCGUUCUGACAUGACAAAACUGCAGGCCCACUGCAAGGGCUACCUGGCCAGGCGGUGGUUUCUGCGAAUGCGUAUCAACCAGAUCAAGUUCCGUUCAAUGACCCAUCUUAUUGUCAAUCGGAAAAGAUACAUCAGGGUAUGUUACCUGUUAAUGAGUGCUAAUUGUUACUCAACAUUACUAAAGAAUACAAUACAACUAAAGAUGAUUUAAUGUGAUAUUAGACCUAGUUUUGCCAAUUUCACUACUUUGGCGACUUUGUUACAGGAGAACCUCCUAAUGGCAAGGCGAGCAGAGGAAGAGAGGAGAAGUAGGGAGGUGGUAAAUGUGACUCAGCUGGUGAUUCCUGCAGAGUUGGGUGGAUUGUUACAAGCCACCGCAGCUGGUAGGGAGCGUCAUUCAGAAUGCUUGGCUCUGGUUCAGGCUCCUAGAAUACAGACAGACCCCCAGCUCACGCUACCACUGGACAUCAAUAACCAUCUGAUGACCAAAUAUAUGCGUACACAUUUCAGGGAGUUGCAGUUUGGGAUGCUUACAGCACCAUUGGAGAACUCACUGACCCGUCUUGAAGAUGAUCUGAAGCAAGAUGCUCUUGAUAUUUUUAUACUGAUCUUGCGUUUCAUGGGAGAUCCAAACCUGAAUGGUGCUCAAGAAAACCUGUUUGGAAAUUACAUCAUUCAGAGGGGCCUUGCCACUCCACCAAUCAGAGAUGAGAUCUUAGCACAGAUAGCCAAUCAGGUGUGGCGGAAUGAAAACAGCAGAAAUGCAGCGAGAGGCUGGUUGUUGAUGGCAGCCUGUUUGAGUUCAUUUGCCCCAUCUGAGAAGAUGGAGAAAUAUCUGUUAAAAUUUGUAUCAGACUAUGCUCUGAACGGCUUUAAGGCACUGUGCCAACACAAGCUCCUCCAAGCCAUGCAGAAAUCCUACCUGAUCCCAGAAGCAUCUCGAACCUAUCCUCCAUCACUGCUGGAGUGGACCGCCAACCGCAAGAAAGCACACAUGGUGAUCCAGGUGCACUGUUUUGAUGGUGUGUCUUUCCUGUGCCCUGUCCAUUCCUGGACCAAUGGAGAGGAUCUUGCAGGAGAUGUACUACAACACAGGAGCAUGUCCUCAGAGAGUCGUCGGGGUUGGUCAGUUCUGAUGAAAGAACCGGCACAGUGGGUGGAGUUAGAAGGUCACGAUUAUGUUCUAGAUCUGAUUUGUGACCUGGAGCUGCUACCCGACUUCCCCAAGCAGAAAACCUACUUCAUCAUCUCUACCGAAGACCCCAACAGGGCACGACCUAAUGCAAGCAUAAGUCUCUUUGGCAGUGGAUUUGAUGAGGAUGAGGAAGGGCCGCUCUCAUAUGCAAAUCGAACCAAUGCAGUUGCAACCAACAGUCUACCGAUUUCUGAAGGCCGCUUCAGUCAAGACUCAGAACAAUCGUAUGAUGCAGCUCAUAGAGGGAUGGACCGGUAUUUGGACAGCCUCUUUGACCCAGUUCUGUCUGAUGGAACUGGGGUUCCUCCACCUCCUAGCAGGCGGCAGCGGGUCCUCCAUCCCCUGGCGGACAGCAAUGGCUCCUCUGCUUCCUUGCGGAUGGCAACGUCUCCUCCAUCCCCUGGCGGAUGGCAACAGCCCCUCCGCCUGCUGGCGGACAGCCUCCAUAUCCCGAAGAAUGGCAGCGGGCUUGUCCACCCCCAGCGGACGGCAGCGGCGAUUUCUCCCAGACAGCAUGCUCUUUCUCCUUUCCUGGGUUUCGGCACCAGUGUAACAGGGUUCAGGAAAGGAGGAUGUGGGAACAGGAGUUCCCAGGAGGCGUGGAAGACCAGCUGGCGAUGGAAUGGCCGAAGGGGCAAUUCCUCCCCUCCAGGAAGUCAAACCAGAGGUUUCCCCGGCCUGAAUCGAGUAGUGGAUGUGUGUGACGAGAAGGAGGGCGUCGCCUGGCCGAUAGGAUACAGGCCCGGCACUGAGUUGCCCAAUCAGUGGGAGAGAGAUAAAGAAGGAGCCAGGGAUACCUCUGGUUUGACUUCCUGGAAGGGAGGAGUUGCCCCUUCGGCCAUUCCAUUGCCAGCUGGUCUUCCUCGCCUCCUGGGAACCUGGGAACCUGACGAAUGGAUAUUAAAGAAUGCAGAAGUGCUGGAGAAGAACCUCAGAAUUAAAUUUCACUUGACCCAACCCAUUAGCACGUUGCAUGCACAGUUUCACCAAACUCACUUGUGCCUAGACUUGGAUCUGGAUGCAUCAGUUUUGACUGGCAGGAUGAAGGGUGGAGGAGGUGUAGGUGGUGAUGGAUCUCAGUCCACUGCCAGGGUCCCUUACUCUGCUGCUCUUCAGCCUGGAGCAGUGAGAGUUCUACCACCUAUACCAAGGACUCCAGUCAUGCCUAAUUUACAAGCUGUGCCCACUGUACCAGACCCGCAGCAGACUGCACUGGCACAACAACAACAGACCAUCAUCAACCAGCAAGCUGUCAUUAUGGCUCAGCAGAUGACCAUGCAGGCGAUGGCUUUGGUGACCAGUCCGGUGUCCAGUCCACCACUCUCUCCUCUCACCAGCCCCCCUACCAGCCCUCCACCCACUCCUUACAGCACACUGCCGCCCAGCCCCUACCCCGCCGUGCCACCCAGCCCUUAUGCAAACAUCCCCCUCAGUCCUUACGCACCUUUUCCCAUGUUCACAUACACGACCCCACACCCAACUGUUGCCUCCACCUCAAUCUACACCACACCUAGGAGUCUAGAUGGCCAGUGGGAGCCCCUUAAGACAAUCAGCCCCCAAACGCACCAGCCACGGAACACCACGACUACACAGGGCACGAAACAAGCCCCUGCUGCACCAAUUAAACUCGACAGCAAGCCUACCAAAAAACAUGCACCUAUUGGGGUCACAGGUCCCAUGCAUUCUUCUCCAGCUCCUGGCACAGACGUGGUCAAAUACUCUGUCUCUAACUCUGAGCACAUCAUUCCUAGCCACAACAUUAAAGAUAUCAUUAAACAAUACCAAACGCCAGCCUUAGAACCCGUGCCACAGAGGCGAGACGGUAAAGGUUUUGUGAAGAAGAUGAAUCCACAUGAUGAGGCCAUGCAGAUCUUAAAAACACAGAUGGACAAUCCACCUCCUACACAGGUGAGAUCUAGAAAGUCUCCUACUCCAGCUGCUGUAUCCAGGGAAGGAGGCCUCAAACCAACCAAAAGCAGCAAGAAGAGAGCACCAGACCCACCACUGACUUUACCACCACCAGUGUCCAGAGAUCUGCCAGUGGAAUCUGAGAGUAUCCAAACACUACUGCACAGGAGCAGCACUGAGGAACAUUACACCUACACAAAUGUACCCUGGAGAAUUUACCUUCGGAAGGAGGUCUUUUAUCCCAAGGACAGCUGGAACCAUCCUCUAGUUCUAGACCUCAUAUUCAAACAGAUUGUUAAUGACACAUUUACAGAGGCUUGUGUACGCAUUACUAAAGAGGAGAGGCGGAAGAUGAAAUCCUUGUUUGCGAAAUACAACAUUGAGCAAAACACAGAUGUUCAGGAUGAGAGCGUGAAGAAGGAUGUGAUAUCAGCUGCCAGGGAGUCAUGGGAGAUUUAUUUUUCUCGCCUUUUCCCUGCCUCUGGCAGUGUGGGUACUGGAGUUCAAGUGUUGGCAGUAUCUCACACUGGUAUCAAACUUCUAAAGACAGUGAAAAGCAGUUCUGCAGCUCCAGACUACUUCCGUGUGCUCCGGCCAUACAGCUACACCGAGAUCCUGUUUGUCACAAUCCCCUCUCAGAACAUGUUGGAGUUUAAUCUGAUGAAUGAAAAGUUAAUUCUCUUCUCCGCCAAAGCGCCUCAAAUCAAACAAAUUAUUGAUCUCUUCAUCGCUCAUCUAAAAAAGGACUCUGAAUAUGUAGUAGCAGAGAGGAACUAUAUCACAGAUGAUCGAGCUCUACUCAGCUUCCAUAAAGGUGAUAUCAUCCGUCUGCAGGCGAUGGAUGGAUUAGAAGAGGGUCAGAGAUAUGGAUGUGUGGUGAAGAAAAAGGUCAUCUACCUCGAAGAGCUAAAGAGAGACACUCCAGAUUUUGGCUGGAGGUUCGGGGCAGUGCAGGGUCGGAGUGGAGCAUUCCCAGAGGAUUGUGUGGUUCCUGUGGCAGCUCCUGAUUUCCUGAGUCUCCCAGCAGAGAGGAGAGACGAGCCGAGAGACAGACAGGGCAGAGUGGCGGCAUCAGGGGCUGUUGCACUCGCUGUGGCCUCCACUGUGGCUGCACAUGAACUGGACCCAACACUGGAGUCUGAUGGAUUUGGUGAUUUUGGUAACUCUGAAGUUGAAGGGAACUUUAUUUUGGACAGCCAGUACAACAUGGUAGAGUUUGCCAAGAAAUAUUUCAGAACUUCAAAUGGAAGCAAGAGUGACUCCUUCAGAGACAAGUCCAAAAAAGGAAAAGGAACCAAAGACCCUGCAAAGAUGGUGAAAUUCAGUAAAAACCCUAUCCAAGAGUCCCUCAUAGACUUCACAGAUCCCAACAUGAACCGGGUCGCUUCUGAAAUUUUCCUUGCCAUAAUGAAGUUCAUGGGAGAUCAUCCUCUCAGAGGCCAAUCAGAGCAGUUUGUGGUUUGCACUUUCCUGAAGUUAACUGGGGAAUAUGGACUGAUGAAGGAUGAGGCUUACUGUCAAAUCCUCAAACAGAUCACAGCCAAUACCAGUUCUAAACCUGACAGCUGUCAGAAGGGCUGGCGUUUGCUGUACAUUCUGACAACAUUUUGCCGCUGCUCUGAAGUGCUGAAACCAUUUUUACUCAAAUUCCUUCGAGACGUCUGCAGAAGUCCAGAAGUUCUUUUUCAUGGAAUUGCUAAAGCUUGUGAGCAGAACCUGAGAAAGACCUUUCAGUUUGGAGGCAGGAGUGUUUACCCCAGUAGUAUGGAGCUCAAAGCAAUUAUGGCUGGUCGAAGCUCAAAGCGGCAGCUCUUUCUAUUUCCUGGAGGAAUUGAGAGACAUCUAAAGAUCAAAACCUGCAGUGUUGCGCUUGACGUCAUAGAGGAGUUGUGUUAUGAGAUGGCGUUACAACGGCUGGAGGCAAUGGAUGAGUACACUAUUUUCAUAGUCACCAACAGAGGUCAGAGUGUGCGGCCCUUAAAUAAAAGAGAGUAUAUUUUGGACAUUGCAACAGAGGCGGAGCAAAUUGAUAGCAACUACAGCUUCUGGUUCAGAAGAGUUAUCUGGGCCCAUCCUCUAAAGUUUGACAACGAGCUGUGUGUGACCAUGCACUAUAACCAGAUUCUACCAGACUACCUGAAGGGUCUGCUGAAUGUGGUGCCUCAGGGAAAGAUCAGUGAACAGCAGUUCAACCAGUUUGCCAAACUUGCUGCUCUUCAACACAGAGCCAAAGACAGUCUCUAUGCACCUACCAUUCACGAGUUGACAGAAUACAUCCCAGUUGAGAUCUUUGGCAGACAGGGGCCCCAGCAAUGGAUGCAACUGGUUGCCCAACAUGUGCAUGCCGUACAAAGCCUGAACCCUCACCAGGCCAGAUCCCAGUUCCUGGGAUUGGUGUGUGCAUUUCCCAUGUUUGGAUCGUCCUUCUUUUACAUUCAGAGUAGUAGCAACAACGCCAUCUCUGCGCCAUGCAUCCUCGCUGUCAAUCAAAAUGGACUGCACUUCUUGCACAAAGACACUCAUGAGGUGCUGGUGAAGUACCAGCUGAAGCUGGUUCAGUCAACUCACACACUGCGGCCCAAUGCUGGAUCCAGUUACCCUUAUGUGGACAUCCUGAUCGGAGACUUAACCAACCACAGAGUCACACAGUUGCAGCUGGAACAGGGUCUGGAGCUUUGUCGAGUUAUUGCCAUGCACAUUGAGAACAUGCUCUCUGUACGAGAGAAGAGGCUGACGCUGCCACCCAGUGAAAUUACCAUGCUGUAA